This is a messenger RNA of Durusdinium trenchii, 3030 nucleotides long. NCBI's taxonomy places the organism in Eukaryota, Dinophyceae, Suessiales, Symbiodiniaceae. The record is from the annotation of a GenBank genome assembly.
GCCGAUGCCGCUUUGGAGGAGUCUCUCCAAGACUUGAGUGCCAAGCUGGUCAAGGCACAGGGCCAAGCACGGCGACAUCGCCGGCAAGAGGAGGAGCUGCGCUUGGAGUUGGGGAAGAUGAAGGCACGGAUCCAAGCAACGAAGGAUAAGCUCCUGUACCAGGAAGAGCAUUUGAAGCUUCAGCUGGAGACCCUACAGCAGCUGGAUGAGCAGAGGUCCACGGCCGAGGAGGAAGUCGAGCUGCUGACGCUGGGCCUUCAUCAGCAAGAGGAGGAGAAUCAAACACUCCUGGAGACCAACACUCGGCUGCUAGAGGAGGUCGCCAAGCGCUUUGGUGGUACCUUGGAUGAUUGGGCUGACCAUUCGUAUGAAGCGCAGGUGCCGAAAGCACAGCCGUUGGUGGGUUGUGCUUUGUCAACACAAAGACAAGGCAAGGUGAGUUGGGUUCGAGAGGAAGUGUGGGGCAUCGCUAUGCCAGUGGUGAACAAAGCUUUAGAUGGCUACAACGUCACGAUCUUCACCUAUGGCAUGACCGGAAGUGGGAAGACCUACACCAUGCUGGGCCCAGCGUUGAUGGAUUCAGCCUUCGAGGGCCAGGUCACCAGCAGUGAUCUCAUUGCAAAGGAUGAACAUCGAGGAGUGGUCGUCCGGACGAUGCAGUACCUGUUCCAGCAAGCACCGGAGGCGCAGAUCUUCUUGAGCUACGUCCAGAUCUAUCAGGAGAGGUGCUAUGACCUUUUACAGCCGCCCAAUGUUCCGUCCAAGCCAUUAAAGGUGAGAGAGGAUCCGCAGAAGAAGCCCGGGCAGAAUGUGAAUGUGUUCGUGGAGGAUCUCAGUGAAGUUCGGGUCGGAAACCUGGAGGAAUGUCUAGAGUAUCUCAUGGCCGGCUUUGGCAACGUGGCACUUCGCUCCACCCACUACAACGAGCAAUCUUCCAGAGCCCACUGCAUUCUGACGCUCACUCUCCGGCAGCAGCUGCCCGACCAGCGCAUCCGCGAGUCCAAGCUGCGGCUGGUCGACCUGGCUGGCAACGAGCGAUGGGUGAUCCACGGUCCUCAGAUCUCUCCACAGCACGCGAGGGAGCUGGCGACCAUCAAUAAGUCCUUGCAUAUCUUGGGCAGUUGCCUUCAGACUUUGUCGCAGCCAGUGACCACCAAUCGACGUGGCCAAGAGCUGGUGAAACAUGUGCCCUACAGGGACUCCACCUUAACCCAACUGCUGCGAGAUAGCCUCGCGGGCAAUAGCUACACCUUGAUGAUUUGCACAAUUUGCUGUUCAAUCCUUUAUCAGAUGCAGACCUUGAGCACUCUGCGCUUCGCCGACCGCGUGAAGCGCGUGAAGAUGAGGGCCACGAUCUGCGACACCGUCGACCCGGCAGAGCAGCAGCAGCAGAUCCAGGCUGAAGUGGAGUACCUCCGCUCGGCGGUGAGUGGGGCGGCCUCCGGCAACGUCCAGGAGUUGAAGCAAAAGGUCUCGGAGCUUCGCAAGGCGUGUUUGGGCCUGGAGGGCGAAAACCGCGUGUUGCGCGAGCAGAUCGCCGAGCUGGAGAAGCAACCAGUACCCAUGAAGAGCACCAUGAAGAAGGCCGCUGCCCGCGUGCGGCGUGCGAACAGCGAGCCCAGUUUACCCACACCAGAUCCCUGGUUCGACCACGAGGACUUGGGAGACCUCCAGGCAAUCUACUAUCGGAGCCAUGAUGAUUUGGGCAGCCGCAUGGCAGGGAGCUGUCCCAAGGGCCAUCGCCUCGAUAGUCUGGGCAGCAUCGCGCAUCCGCUGCCAGCGGCCGCCAACGCUGCUUAUUUCGAGUGGCAUUGUGACCGUCCUGGCUGCCGUGGAAGCAGUCGACAAUUGGAUUUGGGGCGGUUUCACUGCAGUUUGUGUCAACAUGACUUAUGCCAAGUAUGUUAUGACCAGCUGGUGGGCAAGUCCUACUCCAAAGUGGAUGUCCACGCCCACCGCGCCCGCCGAAAACCGCCCGCCAACAGCCCCCCCCAGCCCGGUCGCCCGUGCUCGCGUGGAGGGCGUGGAGAGGCGACCGGAGCCGGAACGGCGACAGCCCAGACCUGCGUGGCUUGGCAUGAGAUGGUGAUAUAUAAGAUGGGCCUGGCCUGCCUGAUGAAUAACAUGUCAAGAACAGAAGAAUCAGUUGCACCCGCCCCCGCACGUUCCGCCCCUGCGCCACCACCGGGCAAGUCCGCACCCAGCCGGACGCCCCGGGGGCCGGAGGAGCCCAAGGGGCCUGAGAAGCCACCGUACAUCCUUCGUCUCGAAGAGUCCGCCCGCGCCUUCGCCCGUGCCGAGCGCUCGGCCGCGCAGCGGCCGACGCCGCGCUCGGCCGCGCACGGCGGCACGGCGCCGGCGUCCGGGGCGUCGAUUGGGUCGGCGUCCACGGCGUCCACGACGCCGGAGUCGGUGCGGAAGCGCGUGAAGGGGCGCCGUGAUGGAAGGGCGCGCCUUGGAACGAAGGGAGUGGAACGAAGAUGGGUGAAGAAAGCGGAGCGAAGAAAGUGGUCGGAUUUUGAUGGAUUUUGGAGGUGCGGAAGAGGAUGGAAGAGGUCAUCCCACACUGAAAAGUUGGUGUGGCCCUCCUUUCAUUUCAUUCAGGAACCAAAGUGGUGUAGCGAUUUGGUCGAAGAAAUAGUUCCGGCACAACAUGGAGCUGAUUGGGGUUCCUCAUUUGGGGCUCUCAGAUUUAGAUCCAAGUUGGUCUACCUUGACCACUUUGGCAACCACACUCGACUGCAAAAGUGCUUAGGUAAAAUGAAACAGUUGCAUGAAGAUGUAUAUAUUUGGGCCGGCCGAGGGUCAUGUGGCAGGUGUCCAGAUUCCAUUCUUCACCUGGAGGCCUUUGGGGAUCGAACUUCAACGGGCAUUCCCGCCGAUGGGUCCAUUCGCCACUCUUCCAAGUCGGUGCCCAGGCCACAGAGUGAGAGGAACAGUUCCUCACUACCACCAGUGCACGCCAGAACGCCUUUGCGCGAGAGACACGGCGAGAGACCGAACUGGUGUCAGAGAGAAGGGCUCAAAUAG